Molecule: messenger RNA, 963 nt
Organism: Fusarium verticillioides 7600
Lineage: Eukaryota; Fungi; Ascomycota; Sordariomycetes; Hypocreales; Nectriaceae
Exons: 4
Coding region: 1-903 (300 amino acids)
Source: RefSeq, a predicted model, not a curated record
AUGUCGAACUCACAUCUGCCUAAUUCUCACGCGGACAUUACUCCGACAUGGAGGCCUUAUAAGUUCCCUAGAAUCCCGUUGUCUGAUGCGAUCAAAACGAGCCCAGUUGCAGACUCCGAUGGAAAGAGAUAUUGUGGUAGUGUCCCACCGGAUUGGUGCGGAAAUGGUGGCCGGCGACUGGCAGCUCACGGUGGGUAUUGUGCUACAGUUCUGAUGAUGACAGCGCAGCAAUACUAUCGUGACCAACACGGGAGCCUAGGGAACAUGGACCCUCUCAACAUGUCGGUGGAGUAUCUUGAGCCGUUAUCUCAGGGUCGAUUCGAGAUCGCUCUCGAAACACUGAGCAUCGGAAAACGUAGUUCAACCAUCGAAGCCAGGCUUAAAUCGUUGGGAGCCCAUGAAGACAAGGUCUGCACGAUUGCCAUAGUAAGGCUGGGUAUGUUGAAAGACGAGGGUCACGUCACCAACAUACAACCUUCAGUCUGGCCAUUACCAGACCGAACAAAGGAUUGUACCCGAUGGUCAGAUGCAAGCUACUAUUACAUGAAUCCCCCGGCGUCAACGUGGGUGAAACUGGACAAUGAGAACAAAUUUGGAUUGGAGCACUUGCCAGUAUUGGCGGACUUGGUUCCCCCAAUAUUCCUCAACUAUACCGAGAAUGGGAUGGAAGCCGCCAGCAGUUGGGGUAUACCCACCACCGCUCUCAACAUUAUGUUCCGGUCUGAGGUAACUCCGCAGGAUUGGCUUUUGACCCGAACCACAAUGAAGAGAUUACACGGUGGGCGGUUUGAUAUGAACAUUGAGGUCCUCGAUGGAGACGGAAAACUACUUGCUUCUUGCGUCCAGAUUUGUUCUGUUAUACCUCUUGUAAAGCCUAGUUCUCAAACUGCAGGAAAGCUUUAGACAUUAUAUUGCAAAAAGAUGCCAAGCGGUGAUAAAUACAAUUCCAGAAAACAUCCAAAA